AUAAAUAAUACGUUUUUAGUGAGAAUGGAGAUAGAUUAUAACGAUCUAAGUAUACCUGCUCCUUGGGGGAAAGUUUCAGUGGCUACAUGGGGCUCCCCAUCCAGCCCACCAGUGCUGCUAAUGCACGGCAGACAAGACAGUGCGGCCACAUUUGUCGCGCUCGUGAGACUCCUGCCAACGGACCACUAUUAUGUUGCAGUUGACCUGCCAGGACAUGGAAGAUCAGAUCCCUACCCCAAAGGUCUGGUGGGAGCAAGAUUUCACUACGUACACACUGUGGACAUAGUGGUAAAGCAUAUGGGCUGGAAGAAAUUCGUCUUCAUAGGCCACUCCAUGGGCUGUGAAAUUGGUUUAUUCUACAACGCAGCAAAUCCAGGUCGUAUAAACGCGUUCAUCCUCCUGGACCCAGGACCCACGUUCCAGCGGCUACAGCAGCCGGAUCAUGUGCGCUUUUACAAACACUACUAUGCCAGAUACUAUGGGAAUUAUAAAAGAUACAAUGGGCCCGGUUUAGUGUACACAAAGAGAAAAAUCCUAGAUAACGUGAUGAAGGGCCGCCAGUUCAAUGAAGAGCAGGCCGAAGUAGCUCUUUCUAGAAACCUGGUGCAGAUCGGGGAUGAUAAAUAUAGGUUAACAACAGACUCCAGGUCUAAAUACUGCGUGCCACAAAACUUUCCAAACGACUACUACAUUCACCUAUUCACUAACAACGCUCCCCCCACCCUUAUAACAGCAAUGAGUCACGGUUCCCGCGGUGUUAAGAGGGGGAAAGAAGGCGCUGACGAGUUAUUAGAAGCAAAGGAAAAUAAAAUUCGUGUUUUUAAAAGAUUAGAACUGAUAGGUGGACAUGAUCAUCAUGUGACACAUCCUGAGGAAUUGAUAGCACCGAUUGAAGAGUUUUUGAGGGAGCACUCUAGUCAGGUCCAGUCGAAGUUGUAGGCAAAAGCUAUUAGACUAGUAAAAAUAUGAUAAAGAAGAGCCCAAUUGUAUUUACAACAGUAAAUCAAAUAGGUUUUUUUUGUUUUAGCCAAAAUACUUUGUUUGGUAUAAGUUUACCUAAUAUUAUAAUGACUUAUAAAGUUGACGAUAUUUUAUAUGGGCAUACGGGUAUUACACAGUGCAUAGUAAUUAUUUCUUGGUGAGGUUAAUUAUACAGGUUUAAGGUAAAAAUUAGUAGCAGGCGUCUGUAAAUAAAUAGCAAAGUAUGACAUUCAGGCAUUAUUUCUCAGUCUCAUUCACGCCUGUGUAAAAAAAAAACUUAUGAGCUAGGUACCUUUAUUAACUACUUUUAAGGCCAACACACUUCAUAAAGAUUA
Molecule: messenger RNA, 1316 nt
Organism: Ostrinia furnacalis (Asian corn borer)
Lineage: Eukaryota; Metazoa; Arthropoda; Insecta; Lepidoptera; Crambidae
Product: serine hydrolase-like protein
Exons: 6
Coding region: 25-939 (304 amino acids)
Cellular component (GO): membrane
Source: RefSeq, a predicted model, not a curated record